AUGGGACGUUCACGCUCUAGAAGUAAAUCUCCUCGGCGUCAUCAUAAAAGCAAUAAACAUUCGAGGAAGAAAAGUCGUUCAAAAGACAGAUCGUCCUCUCGCAGUAGGAGUACGAAACACGCCGAAAAGUCAAGAGAACGGAGUUCAAAAUCACGAAAAAGGUCACAUUCUGUGUCUUCCGCAUCAACCACUGAUGGCUCAUAUGAUGGUAGCAGGAGUAGAAAAAAAUCCAAAUGCCGCAAUAAAAUGGAUGAAGUGGACCGCCUUGCAGAAAUGGAAAGGCAAAGGCGUAUAAGAGAAGCGGAACAAAAGGUAGUUGAGGAAGAAGCUGCUAAAAGAAUAGAACUUCUUGUUAAGAAAAGAGUUGAGGAGGAAUUAGAAAAACGAAAGGAAGAAAUAGAAAGAGAAGUUGCUAAAAGGGUCGAAGAGGCCAAAAGAAAAAUGGAACAUGAGAUGAUGCAAGAACUAGAAAAACAGCGGGAACUACAGAAACGAGAGGAAAUUGCUCGACAGGCUGAAGAGGAACGUAAAAGGAAAGAGUUGGAGGAUAUCAUGGCUGAAAAUAAUAAAAAGAUUGAGGAAGCUCAACGCAAGCUGGCGGAAGAAAGGUUGGCUAUGAUAGAAGAACAAAGGAAGAUGGACGAAGAGAGACAAAAGUUGAAAAAGGAACAAGAGAAAAGAGUAAAAGAAGAACAAAAGAAAAUUUUAGGCAAAAACAACUCCAGACCCAAACUUUCAUUCUCCUUGAAACCACUUUGA
Messenger RNA from Pieris macdunnoughi, 759 nucleotides. Lineage: Eukaryota; Metazoa; Arthropoda; Insecta; Lepidoptera; Pieridae. The record is from the annotation of a GenBank genome assembly.